AUGGGUCUUUCUACUGAACGUAUUGAAACUUAUGGUACUACACCAGUGAAACAUGUAACGUGUUCUAUCUGUAAAGAUAUUCUUUGGAAACCACAAACAUGUAAUACCUGUAAAAAUGCGUUUUGCAAAGAAUGUCUCGACUAUUGGUUCAAUAGACAUCAUAAUACAUGCCCAAUGAUGCAUCAUUACAAAAACGACCGUGUACCCCCGUUACUCAACGACAUGUUGUCCGAAUUAAGAAUUUUCUGUUACAAUAAAACUAACGGUUGCACAGACGUUCUGUCCUACGAUGCACUGGAACAACAUGAACUUAAGGGAUGUAAUUAUCAGAAAGUAAAUUGCCAUGGUUGUAAGAUUCCAAUGUUAAAGAAAGAUUUAGAUCAACAUGAGUCAGAAUGUGACCAAAUUGAAAUUAAUUGUGAUCUGUGCGAAACGAAGUAUCGACGAAAAGAUGUACACGAAGAAGCACAAUGUUUGCAGAAUGCAGUUGUACUACACGAUAAAAUUAUGAAACAAUCGCAGCAAAACGGUCUAGCCACUACCACAGCUGCAAACAGUGAAUUACCGUUAGGUAAAAGUCGAAAAAUUAUCCAGUUUUUUGACGAUAUCCCUAUCAAUGGUGCUGCUGUUAUACCUGAAGGAGAAGCUUCCGACGGCUACUACUCAUUGAAAUGGAGUCAUCUCACAUUAGUUUCUCGAGCGCAGGCAGAAAGCUGGGAUCAAGAGAAUCCGAGUUAUCAUUAUCAAAAUGCUUUCCUCGACGGUAGUGCAGUUGGACAAGCGUUUAUAGCACAGAAUACUAGUACCUGGGAACCAAUGUCAAUUACGAUGAAUAACAACAGUCGUACAUUUACAGUUGAAUCAUUUACAGCUUGUACACCACGAACCAGCGACUUGCAAGUAAAAAUACGUGGAUGGAGAAAUGGUGAGAAGAAGUAUAAGAUGACGGUGAUACUGACACCCAGUUUAGCACAAGUUCCAUUGGAAAUGGAAGAUAUCGAUAAAAUUACAUUUGAUAUAAUGAGUUUCAGUUCAAAAAAGUGUUUUGCCAUGAGUGAAAUUAUUAUCAUAGCGUAA
Molecule: messenger RNA, 1077 nt
Organism: Didymodactylos carnosus
Lineage: Eukaryota; Metazoa; Rotifera; Eurotatoria; Philodinida; Philodinidae
Source: the annotation of a GenBank genome assembly